GCCUCCAAUGGUCAACAUAGUUGCCGCAGGACGGAAUAGAAAUCAUGGCUUAGGUUGCUGCGCUUUUCGCUAGGCGUAUUAUAAAUUAAUGCUACAGUCAAAGCUAUGAAAUACCACGCCACUGCGCCAAGUACGAAAUAUCUUUAUGGCGACAGCUGAGAGGUAUGCGAGACUGCGGGGAAAUACCGAAAUGAGGGUCGCGCAGAGCCUGAACUGCCUUAUUAGGCUUUGAGAUUUGGGAGAUGCCGCUUUGCAUACAUGCAUAUAUCAGGCAGGCAGGGCAGGGUUGGCAUCGUAUGCACUCCUCGGAUAGGUAAGUCCCAUAUUAUCUAGAUGUAACCCUUCCCCGAGAUUUAUAUACCCUCUUGAAAUCCACGACUUCGAGAUGUUGGGUGAUUCCACAACCUUUUGGUAGGCAUUAUUACCCACAAUGCACUUGCGCGAGUCGCUGUUGGGGCUUUGCCUCGGCAUCAACCCGUUCGCCGCCGCCAGUAGUGCAUUGCUUUCAGAACCCGGCGAGGUUGCCAUCAUACCCUCGUGGGAUAUACAAUCGUCGGAACGAGUUGGCACGGAUCUCGCAGCAUUGUCCCGACCGGGCUUAGACACGAAAACAUGGCACGAGAUCGACAGUCCCCGCUGUACUCUCAUGGGCUGUCUAAUACAAGCUGGCGUAUAUCGGGAGAGCGGGCUGUUCUUCUCGGACGCGCUGAAGAGCUUCAAUUCUAGUCAAUUUAAAGUCCCUUGGAUAUAUCGGAAAGAAUUUACUCUUGACCCUAGCCCGGGCAAACACUAUUUCCAUCUACAGACUCACGGGAUUACCUCGAGCGCCGAUAUUUUCGUUAACGGCCAAGAGAUUGCAACCAAGAAAUUGCAGGCGGGGGCGUACGUCGGGAAUACCUACGAUAUUACCAAAAUAGCGAACAAGACGAACGCGCUUGUGAUUAAAGUCUAUCCGACCGAUUACAAUUAUGACUUUGGCCUAGGAUUUGUGGACUGGAACCCUUAUCCUCCGGAUAAUGGCACUGGUAUAUGGCGAAACGUGGAAAUCAAGCAGACGGGUCUCGUCACAUUGGAUCCCCUACGAGUAACGACACAAGCCAGCUUGCCAAUUGGUCAUUCUAGCGCACUCAUAAAUUUGAAGACGACCGCUACGAACUUGGAAGAUCGUGAAGUUACCGUUGAGUUAGCUGGUACUAUUUCCUUAGAAGGCGCCAACGAGAGCUAUGAACUGAACCAGACCAUCACACUCCCCGCAUUAGGAUCUGCGGAGGUGGCCUUGCAAACAGCAAUAAACGAGCCGGCGAUUUGGUGGCCAAAACAGUGGGGAAGCCAACCGCUGUAUAUAGGACAGCUAACUGCCUCCGUGGACGGAUCCAUCUCUGACAAGAUAGGGCGGACCUUUGGUAUUCGCCAAGUAACGGCGGAGCUCAACGCGGGCAACGACACGAUCUUCUUCGUUAACGGCUAUCCUUUUCAGGUCGUGGGCGCUGGCUAUUCUCCGGAUCUCUUCCUCCGCUGGGAUAGCGCCAAGUUUACAGCGCAAGCCAAGCUGAUGCUCGACUUGGGCCACAACACGGUCAGAUUGGAGGGCAAGAACGAGCAGCCGGAGCUGUACGAGAUUACGGAUCGCCUAGGCUUGAUGGUUCUGCCAGGCUGGGAAUGUUGCGAUAAGUGGGAGGCUUGGACGUACAACGACAAUUUGGCUGUCAAGUCGGACUGGACGGAAGCGGACUACUCGAUAGCGAACAAGAGCAUGUACCACGAGGCAAUCAUGCAGCAGAGCCAUCCGAGCGUAUUGGGAUAUCUAGUAGGAAGCGACUUUUGGCCGGACGACAAGGCAGCGGAAGCAUACUAUAAGUCGCUUAAAGCGGCGGAUUGGCAGACGCCUAUUAUUGCUUCGGCUUCGGAAAGGGGCUACCCCAAAAUCUUGGGGCCGUCAGGAUUGAAAAUGGCCGGCCCUUACGACUGGGUACCGCCAAAUUACUGGUAUGAUGUAGAGCCAUCGGAAGACCGUCUAGGAGCCGCUUUUGGCUUCGGGUCUGAACUGGGCAGCGGUGUUGGAACACCGGAAAUCAGCAGCCUCAAGAAGUUUCUUUCGGAAGCAGACCUGAACGACUUGUGGAAGAAACCUAAUAAGGGGCUGUAUCACAUGUCUACGAGCAUCUCAUCAUUCUACGACCGAAAGAUAUAUAACAAUGCUCUCUGGAAACGCUACGGGGCACCUACGUCGCUAGAAGAUUAUCUGUUGAAAGCCCAGAUGCAAGACUACGAGGCGACAAAGUCCCAGUUCGAGGGCUUUGCAUCUCUAUGGAGUGCUGACAGGCCAGCGACAGGAUUGAUCUACUGGAUGCUGAACAAUGCAUGGCCAAGUUUGCAUUGGAACCUGUUCGACUACUACCUGCACCCUGCCGGAUCGUACUUUGGAGCAAAGGCUGGGGCUAGGAUAGAGCACGUCGCAUAUGAUUACAACGGAAAGCUUGUGUACUUGAUCAACCGCUCCCUAGAUCGGAAGGGGUCAAGGACGGUGACGGUCGACAUCAUUGACAAGAACGGUAAAGCGAUUCAUAAUAGUCGGGAAAGUUUCGAUACCGUACCCAAUAACAGCGUAGAUAUCAUAGACCUCACUCAGGUUCUCAAGCCGGUCACGGAUAUUGUAUUUUUGCGGCUGGUUCUUUCGGAUGAUAAGAAUGUUACGCUUAGUCGGAAUGUCUACUGGCUGUCGAAGACCAUCGACACCUUGGACUGGGAGAACUCCGACUGGUUUUACACACCCGUGACCAAAUAUGCCAAUUACACAGCCCUGAACAGCUUGCGGCCUGCCGAAGUUACCGUCAAGACCACAGCGACAUCAAAGCGGGACUCGGAAGCGAAAGCGGCUGAGGUGGUGCUCGAGAAUCACUCUUCUGUUCCUGCUUUUUUCAUUAGGUUGAACCUUGUUAAGGAAGACGGGGAGGACGUUUUGCCGGUGAUCUGGUCUGAUAACUAUGUCACGCUAUGGCCUUACGAGAAACUUGAGCUUCAGGUCCAAGGCGAGGGCGCUGCUUAUGUACAGGUUACCGGGAAGAACAUCCGGAAGGCUCAGAUAUUUUUACAUUAGGUACCUCCUAAGCUGGGAUGAUUUUGGAAUACCUAGUGAGAAUAAUGAAUUAUUUUAUUGCUGAGUUUUAAUACACUUGGUUGGUGUUGGUAAGAUCGAUAAAAUCAUAAGCAGAAAAAAAAAAAAAAAAAA
This is a messenger RNA of Daldinia caldariorum, 3229 nucleotides long. Its product is annotated as glycoside hydrolase family 2 protein. Gene Ontology annotation, biological process: carbohydrate metabolic process. Lineage: Eukaryota; Fungi; Ascomycota; Sordariomycetes; Xylariales; Hypoxylaceae. Gene Ontology annotation, molecular function: hydrolase activity, hydrolyzing O-glycosyl compounds. The transcript is spliced from 4 exons. The coding region runs from base 431 to 3097 and encodes 888 amino acids. The record is from RefSeq and is a predicted model, not a curated record.